AUGGCCCUCUCUCUUUCUCGAAUCCUGCUGGCAGGAUGGAGAACAAGAGUCAAUCCCCUGGGGAACCGUCGGUGCCUACAGCUCGGUGCUAGGGAUGAGAGGAGGAGGAGGAGGGGAGGCCGUUCAAUCGAGACAGACAGCCAGCAACACCCACACAGAAUAAACAAGGCAGCCGUUACGGAGUCGUUUAUCAUUGCCUCGCUACGGAGGAGUCCUUCAAAUCCUCUCUGUGCAACAUGCACGGCUAGCAAACGGCUGCUACGGCUGCUGAAGACCGUCACAGAAAUUGAUUGCUGGCUUGUGAGAGGCAUACUAUACUCACUUAGUCCCAUCGACGGCCAUGCAGGGCAGACGACGACCAACUUGGACUUUCAACUUCGACUUUUCUUCUCCUUGCUUUUUCCAGCUGAGCAGCUUAUAUUUGCUUCUUCCUCUUCUUCGUCUUUUUCCUCCCCUUGGGGACCCAGAAAUUGA
Trichophyton benhamiae CBS 112371 is the source of this 474-nucleotide messenger RNA. RefSeq lists its product as uncharacterized. The record is from RefSeq and is a predicted model, not a curated record. Bases 1 to 474 code for a protein of 157 amino acids. NCBI's taxonomy places the organism in Eukaryota, Fungi, Ascomycota, Eurotiomycetes, Onygenales, Arthrodermataceae. The transcript has a single exon.